UUUCGUGUACUCGCUUUUCUUCUCCAUCUUAAAAAUCUCCUCUGCACUAGACGCUAUGAACACAACUCAAUCCCUAAGAGAUGGUGAGACUCUAGUUUCAACAGGUGGAAGCUUUGAACUUGGAUUUUUUACCCCUGCAGGUUCAACAAGUCGAUACUUCGGCUUAUGGUACAAGAAGUCUCCUCAGACAGUUGUGUGGAUGGCCAACAGAGGAAUUCCAAUUUCCAAUAAAUUUGGUACUCUAAACGUCACUAGCCAAGGGAUUCUUGUCCUUCUCAAUGGCACAAACAAUAUUGUUUGGUCAUCAAAUACAUCAACAACAGCACAGAAUCCAGUUGCACAGCUCUUGGACUCUGGAAAUCUAGUCGUGAGAGAUGGAAAUGAUAAUAAAGCAGAAAAUUUUCUGUGGCAAAGUUUUGAUUAUCCUUGUGACACCUUAUUGCCUGGAAUGAAACUGGGAAGUAACUUAGUUACUGGUCUUAACAGGUUUUUGUCAUCUUGGAAAGGCAAAGAAAAUCCUGCUCCAGGUCAAUUUACUUUAGGCAUAGAUGUUCAGGGUUAUCCACAGCUAAUUCUUAGGAAGGAAACUAGAAUAAUGUACCGGGUCGGUUCAUGGAAUGGCCAGUAUUUUACAGGGUUUCCUGAGCUCAAGCCUGAUCCAAUCUAUAGAUUUGAGUUUGUAUUUAAUCGGAAUGAGGUUUAUGUCAAGUUUGAGCUCCAAAACAGUUCAGUUUUCUCCAGGCUUACGGUGAUUCCUUCAGGCCUUGUGCAGCUCUUCACAUGGAGUCAUCAAACAAAUGAUUGGUAUGUUUUUGCUACAGCUGUGGUAGAUCAGUGUGAAAAUUAUGCCUUGUGUGGUGCAAAUGCUCGCUGCGAUAGCAAUAGCUCUCCUGUAUGUGAUUGUUUGGAUGGAUUCAUUCCCAAGUCUCCAAGCGAGUGGGAUUCACAAAAUUGGACGGGUGGGUGUAUCCGAAGAACUCCACUUGAUUGCACCGAUAAGGAUGGCUUUCAGAGCUAUACAGGUGUUAAACUGCCAGACACAUCUUCUUCCUGGUAUGACGAUAGCUUUAGUCUGGUGGAAUGUGAGGGGUUGUGUAUUCAGAACUGCUCUUGUUUUGCAUAUGCAAAUUUAGAUAUCAGAGGACGUGGAAGUGGCUGCUUGCGAUGGUUCGGUGACCUGAUGGACACAAGAAGAUUAGCUGAGGGUGGGCAAGAUAUUUAUAUACGGCUAGCUGCUUCACAAUCAGGAGUAACCGGGGAAAAGAAAAGAAAGAAGAAGACCCACGCAGGAGUAAUUGGUGGCGCUGUCAUACUCGGCUCAAGCAUUCUAAUAUUAGGAAUUGUCUUCUGUAUCCGAAGGAGAAAGCACAGAAAGAAUGGCAACGUCGAAGAUAGGAAAGAAGAAGAGAUGGAGUUGCCAAUGUUUGAUUUAACCACAAUUGAGCACGCCACAUUUAACUUUUCUAGCAGCAAGAAGCUGGGAGAAGGUGGUUUUGGAGCUGUAUACAAGGGUGAAUUGAUAGAAGGACAGGAAAUAGCGGUGAAAAGACUUUCGAAGAGUUCUGGCCAAGGAUUGAAUGAGUUCAAAAAUGAAGUUCUAUUAAUUGCUAAACUCCAGCACCGCAAUCUCGUAAAGCUGCUCGGUUGUUGCAUUCAUGAAGAUGAAAAAAUGUUGAUUUAUGAAUACAUGCCUAAUAGAAGCUUAGACUCCUUUAUUUUUGACCCAACAAGAAGAAAAUUCCUAGAUUGGAGUAAGCGUACUCACAUCAUUGAUGGAAUAGCUCGAGGGCUUCUUUAUCUUCACCAAGACUCUAGACUGAGGAUCAUUCAUAGAGAUAUCAAAGCCAGCAACAUUUUGCUGGAUAAUGAGUUAAACCCAAAAAUUUCAGACUUUGGCCUCGCAAGAAUGUUUGGUGGAGAUCAAACUGAGGCCAAUACAAAGAGGGUAGUUGGAACAUUUGGUUAUAUGUCUCCUGAAUAUGCAUUGGAUGGACACUUCUCUGUCAAAUCUGACGUCUUCAGCUUCGGUGUCCUAGUCCUAGAGAUAGUGAGUGGAAAGAAAAACAGAGGAUUUUGUCACCCAGACUACAACAAAAACCUUCUUGGGCAUGCAUGGAUGCUUUGGUUUAAUGGGAUUCCUUUGGAACUAAUUGAUGAAUGCUUUGCUGAUUCAUGCACACCUUCGAAAGCUUUAAGAUGCAUUCAUGUGGCUCUAUUAUGCGUGCAACAACGACCAGAAGAUAGGCCAAACAUGUCAUCUGUUGUUCUAAUGCUUGGCAGUGAAAAUCCAUUGCCUCAGCCUAAACAGCCUGGUUUUUUUAUGGGAAGUAAUCCACCUGAAAAGGAUACUUUAUCAAACAAGCACCAAUCUCACUCAGCAAAUGAAGUUACUGUAACACUGUUACAAGCGCGGUAGGCUAUCUUCAGUUGGCAUUCAAUGGAUAUUUUACCUGCUCAAUCAUGCAACAAGCUAUAAACUCCAAGCCUUCAGCAAUUAAAAUGGUGACAGUUCUUUCUGCCCACUGUACUAGUUUCAGUGUAGUGGACAUAAUAUUGAAGAGUGACAGAGACAAUAUUAUAUUAAUUUGUUACAUUUUCAUGAAUCCAGCAACUAAUUGCGGGCAACUUCCAACGAGCAGUGGACAAGGUCACUUUCUAUUCCUGCUAUGACUUCAAAAAUACACUCAUAUAUUGCUCCUGCCAUAUAUCAUUUGAGAAAAGCUCAACAAGGUGCGAUGUUUCUGGGUAACAGUGUUGCAAGCUUUCUGGAUGGAUUUUAUUAUGGAUUAUUUCUUGACCAUAUGGAUGAUGAUUCAAUUAUAUUAUGUAGAUAUGUAGUCUGUAAUCUAUGAAAAAUGAUGUGCUAAUUUUCUUCUACAUUCUUCAGA
Populus nigra (black poplar) is the source of this 2888-nucleotide messenger RNA. Its product is annotated as G-type lectin S-receptor-like serine/threonine-protein kinase At4g27290. The coding region runs from base 56 to 2416 and encodes 786 amino acids. The record is from RefSeq and is a predicted model, not a curated record. Lineage: Eukaryota; Viridiplantae; Streptophyta; Magnoliopsida; Malpighiales; Salicaceae. Gene Ontology annotation, molecular function: protein serine/threonine kinase activity; ATP binding. Gene Ontology annotation, biological process: recognition of pollen; protein phosphorylation. The transcript has 6 exons.